Pogona vitticeps (central bearded dragon) is the source of this 3438-nucleotide messenger RNA. NCBI's taxonomy places the organism in Eukaryota, Metazoa, Chordata, Lepidosauria, Squamata, Agamidae. The record is from RefSeq and is a predicted model, not a curated record.
AUGUCCUCCUCGCCAAGCCCGCAGCCCUCGGCGGCCACCUCGGAUCGCCUCCUGCCCGCGGCCGGCGGCGGCGGCGAGCGCCUCUUCUUGCCUGAGGGCGGAAUGAGCGAGGAGGAGAGGCUGGAGGAGGCGGAGGAGGGAGAGACUCUGAAGGCAAAAGGAGGAGGAAAGGAAGUGGAGGAAGAGACCGAAAAAUUGCCUCCCCAGCUGACGGACCCGAGCACAGCUUCUAGGGGAUUGGAGGGAGGAUCCAAAAAUGAUAUAUCUCCUUUCAGCAAUUUCAUUUCAACUAUCAGCCAGACGAAAGAAGAUACUGGUAAUGAAAAUCCAUCUACACAAUUUGUUAUUGAAGAUAUUAAAAAUGUUACAGUUUACGAGUUUAAAACAUUUAAUUCUGAAUCAGCAAAAGAGCUUCCAUCUCUUGGCCAUGAUGUUAGACAAAAGCAGCGCACAUCUGUGGAUGUACUUCCUGCAGAAAUGAAGGUUUCUGUCCCUCCAGAAACUCCUCUUCCCAUCCAAACAAAAACUGUGAAUGACUUCCGGGAAGAUAUGGAAAAAGCUAAGCUGACAGGAGACUGGAAGGCAGUGUAUGAAUUUUACUCAAGAACAUUUAAUUCUUUUCAAGAUGUCAAUACUGCAUUUAAGAAAUACACAGAUGCUUCUUUCAAUUCCAUUGAAGACUGUGGAGUGGAUUUUGAAUUUGUGAAUGUAGUAUAUGACACCUUACCAAGUGCUCCUCAGGAUAUCCAGAAGUGUGUCUUAAAAGGAAUAAUUAACGUCUUAUUACAGGAAUGGAAAGGGUCUGAAAUCUCUUUUGAGAUGAUCAUAAGCCAGGGAACCACACAACUUGCUUUGGACUUAUUUCUGAGGCACCCACGAACAAAAGAUGAUCUUAGAGCGUAUUUUGUGCUUUUGCAGAAUCCUCUGUUUAGUAACACAUCAACAUAUGUCAUUUAUGCUCACUUGCUAAGACAGAUCGCUGCUUUAACAGAAGGCGACCAUCACUUCCUGGUUCACUGGCUUAAAAAGAUGUCACAGAAGAGAUUCAAGCAAAUGAUAGACAGAAUGCUGCAGUUUAUUUCUUUACGCCUCUUUCCUGCCAAACCCGAGGAACUGCCUCUUAUUGAGAAGUGCACCUGGUGGAUUCCAUCAGCAACCAAAGUCUUGUCUUUAUUUAAUGCUUCAAAUAGUUUAGCUAUUCCUCCUAUUGUUCCAUAUAUGGAUUUCUAUAAUUCUACACUGGAUCAUAUUGAUCUCAUGGAAGAAUAUCAGAAUUGGCAAAGUUAUGGAAAUUCUAACAAGUUUUCUUUCUGUCAGUAUCCAUUCAUUAUUUCUAUAGCAGCGAAAAAAAUUAUUAUUCAGAGGGAUUCGGAACAACAAAUGAUAAAUAUUGCACGGCAAAGCCUUGUGGACAAAGUCUCUCGGAGGCAGAGACCCGAUAUGAAUAUGUUGUUCCUAAAUGUGAAAGUGAGAAGAAUGCACCUAGUUAGUGAUUCAUUGGACGAGCUGACAAGGAAGAGAGCAGAUUUGAAAAAAAAACUGAAAGUAACAUUUGUAGGAGAAGCUGGUCUUGACAUGGGUGGCCUAACCAAAGAGUGGUUUCUUCUUCUAAUUCGACAGAUUUUUCAUCCAGACUAUGGCAUGUUUACAUAUCAUAAGGACUCUCAUUGUCAUUGGUUUAGCAGCUUGAGCUGUGAUAAUUACUCUGAAUUCCGAUUGGUUGGAGCUCUUAUGGGACUUGCUGUCUAUAACAGUAUCACACUGGACAUUCGAUUUCCACUGUGCUGCUACAAAAAGCUGCUUAGUCCUCCUAUUGUACCAUGUGACCAGAGUGCACCUGUAGGAAUUUGCAGUGUAAAUAUUGAUGAUCUACGUCAGGUUAUGCCGGAACUGGCGCAUGGACUAAGUGAACUUCUGUCCUAUGAAGGGAAUGUUGAAGAAGACUUUUACUCAACCUUCCAGGUUUUUCAAGAGGAAUUUGGAGUCAUAAAAACGUACAGCCUAAAGUCCGGUGGUGAUAAAAUUUCAGUUACCAAUCAGAAUAGAAAAGAGUAUGUGCAGCUUUAUGUAGAUUUCCUUCUCAACAAAUCAAUCUACAAACAAUUUGCAGCAUUUUAUUAUGGAUUUCACAGUGUCUGUGCAUCUUAUGCAUUGAUGCUGCUUCGUCCUGAAGAGGUUGAAAUUCUAGUUUGUGGAAGUCCUGAACUGGACAUGCAUGCUCUCCAGAAGCACACACAGUACGACGGCUACCAAAAAAAUGAUCUUACUAUCCGGUAUUUCUGGGAAGUAGUACUUGAGUUUCCUCUUGAACUUCAAAAGAAGCUCUUGCAUUUUGCUACAGGAAGUGACAGAGUACCUGUAGGGGGAAUGGCUGACUUGAAUUUCAAGAUUUCGAAGAGUGAAGCAUCCACAAACUGGUUACCAAUUGCUCACACUUGCUUCAAUCAGCUCUGCCUGCCUCCUUACAAGACCAAAAAGGAGCUAAAGGAGAAGUUGACCAUUGGAAUUUCAAAUGCAGAAGGUUUUGGUUUGGAAUAAAUGGAUUAGCGAUGUGUAGCAAAUGUAGCACUUGCUUUUUUUCUGAUCGUGCCUUUAAAGCUUUUCAUUUUUCUGUCUGUUAAUACUAUGACAGUAUUGCCUAGAACUGUAUGGACUUGAUCUUUUUUAAAAAAAGAAAAAGUGCAUUGAUUUUUUUCUGUAUAUAGAAAUAUACUUACUCUUUCUUACAGAAGUUUUGUACAAUAUUCAUAAUGAAAAGCUUCCAGGGUUAUCAGGUUUGAAUCUGUAAACUGAAGCAAACUGUCUCAAUCUUCUUGCAAGGAGAGACUGUUCAGAACCAACCUGUGUCUCCUCAGGUAUCCCAGACUGUAGGCAAGAGAUACUAAGUACUCUACUAUUGAUGAUAAUUGAUUUUGCUCAUGUAUAUUCUACUGGGAAGUACAAUGUCUAAAUAAUAUAUUUCUUAAUUAGUCAAGACCAGUGAAAUAUUUCAGUGAGUGUGUGCUAUGGCAACACUCUGCCCUGAGGCAUGUGGCUGUGUUUUCAAGUUGAAGCAGAUACCAAUUUUAAAGUAGAUUAAGUAGUUUUUCUCUUGUCAUCCGCAAAAAUUAAUUGUUCAUUUAUAAGCCUGUAAAUAACUGCCUGUGGGCCUAUAUGAUUUUGAUAGUUCAAUUUACAGCUGAAGAUUUAUUUUUACAAAGUAUAGGGUUUCAGAUGUUAUAUAUUUAGCUUUUACAGAUGAACAGAUCUGAUUGUAUAGGAAUGUAAAAGCUGCUAUUUUGAAACGUAUUUGAAUUCAUGGACCAACUUUUGAGUAUUUAACUGUUUGCAUGUUUAUAAUAUCAAACUAGAAGUAAACUAGACUGUUUGGCUGUUAUUACCCUGUUUCCCUGAAAAUAAGACCUAACCUGAAAAUAAGCCCUAGUAUAGUUUUUUACG